UCUACCCCCAAAAUCACAGCUCAUCUCCAGAUUAAUAGAUAAUAGUUUCUAUGCAACAUCAGUGACCUUUUACUGAUAACACCUUGAUCCCUAAUCUAACGCAAAAAAACCAGACCUGAGCAUAACAGACUUCUUGGAUGCUCUGUUUCUACAAUUGGCUGCACAGUCAGCCAUAUUAUGUUAAUUAACUGCAUUAAAACGCACCAAGAGGCACCAUCACAGUCAGGAGUAGACGGCUAACAUGGAGAAGAAAUUUCUUCAUUCAUAUAAAUUCUGGCAGCAAACCGAGAAACCCAGAAUCUGAAAACCAGAUUUGUUUGUAAAAAGUUUGUCUCCAUUUCUCUUGGUUAUCCAGUAUGAGAUAUUCACACAGCUCUAUUUUACUUGACGCUCCGCUUUUAAACACUGAAAAUUUACCACAGUCUCAAUUUGAAUGUGCCUGCUCUUGUUUUGCUCUCUCUAAACCAAUUAGCCCCUACACCCUGUUCUUUAAUGACCCUUCACCAUUAAAACAUGGAUUGGAGAUCUUUGCACGGCACAUUUUACGGCUCAAAACAGUUCAGGUGAGGCUGGAGGUGAAAGUAAUGAAAGGUAUAGGACAGAAAGCCUCACGGGUCCCCUGAGGAUUAAGUGAAAAGGUUGCUACACCCAAAGGACCCUUUCUGAUUGAAACUAGUUUGAAUUUUUUAUCACAGUAAAUAGCUAAACAGCUUCAAGUUCAGUCAGUAACAACAAGAACACAGACACCAAAACAACAUGGACUCCAUGGUAACACCUGGGUAGUGCUGUCACCAUCGCCUGAUGAUUUUUGAACAGGAUUCUCCGAACACAGUGUUUGCAGUGUUUACCUGGAUAUUUCAUUUCUAAACACCAACCUGAACCUACAAGCAUCUCUCGCUAUUUGCUGUGACUCGACGAACGCUUUGGAAAAAUAUCGACAGCUAAACAAGUGUAACAGCGACUCUUCAGUGUUUCCUGAGCCCAAAUGGACCCAACAUUUGUCUCAGAAAAUCUGGCAUCUUGGCCAGUGCAGACUAGCGCUGCUGAUAUGAAACAGCAGCAGGAAGCUAACAAGAUUGCUGAAAGUGAAACGGUGCAAGAAUUAAAAGAUGCACUCCAUUUUGCCACUCAGGAGUUGAAGACUGCAAAGGAGGAAAAUGCAUCUUUGAAGGAGAAGAUUGGCGUCCUUGAAGAUGCUCACAAAAUGGAAGUGAGUAGCCUCCAAGAAGAGCUCAAACUCAAGGAUGAGGCGCUUCAAAGAUGUGUGAAGAAAAGAAGAGCUCGAACCAAAGCCUGGGUAGAACUCCUCCAUGAAUCGACCAUAAAAGACAUGGAGAUAAACACCAGGGAACAACACUGGAGCAGCAAGUGGCAAUCAACCGAGAAGAGCCUGAAAGAGGAGAAGAAGAAAGUGGAGGAGCUCCAAAUUAAGAACAAGCUUCUGAUGGAGAACUUACAGGAAAAUCUGGACGAAUGGAAGAACGUCCUUCAGGAGCUUGCACCCGAUGCUGAGGAAGAAACCCUGGAAACAAAUUCCCAAGAGGAAAAGCUGGAAAACCACGAGGGAGAAGAGAAGGGAAUGGACAAACCAAGAAAGGACAAGAAAAAGCAGGAAGAAAAGGAGGAAAAGCAGGAGACAAAAGAGGACAUCGAAGAAAACCUUGAGAGAAAAAGUGACGAGAAGAUGGAGGAGAAAACAGCAACUGAAGAUCUAAACCCAAACCUCUGCCUGGUUCCCAUCCCUCUCACUCCCUUCGACUCUUGCCCUUUACCCCAACUCAACCCCUCUACCUCCUCCCUACCUUACCCACCCUCUCGUGCCCUUUCCUACUCUUCACCCAGCUCUUAUUCUUUACGCAAAACCCUCAGUCUCCACACCUUCCCCCAAUCCUCCUCCCAACCUUACUCGGUCUCUCGUGCUCCCUCCUACUAUUUACCCUUGUUUUCCAAACCUGUGCAGCUUUUUUGUUCAUUUUAAAAUAAACAUGUUAAAUUUCAUUAAACUUACAGUCUUUGU
Messenger RNA from Haplochromis burtoni (Burton's mouthbrooder), 2017 nucleotides. Its product is annotated as golgin subfamily A member 6-like protein 22. The record is from RefSeq and is a predicted model, not a curated record. Lineage: Eukaryota; Metazoa; Chordata; Actinopteri; Cichliformes; Cichlidae. The coding region runs from base 986 to 1978 and encodes 330 amino acids. The transcript has 4 exons.